Messenger RNA from Propithecus coquereli (Coquerel's sifaka), 2654 nucleotides. RefSeq names its product anoctamin 10 (gene ANO10). Gene Ontology annotation, cellular component: plasma membrane. NCBI's taxonomy places the organism in Eukaryota, Metazoa, Chordata, Mammalia, Primates, Indriidae. The transcript has 13 exons. Gene Ontology annotation, biological process: chloride transmembrane transport. The record is from RefSeq and is a predicted model, not a curated record. Gene Ontology annotation, molecular function: chloride channel activity. Bases 74 to 2056 code for a protein of 660 amino acids.
CUCCCCGUCUAGCCCGCUCCCGGGCCCGCCCCCGAAGACGUGGAGCCCCGCGACAGCGGCAGGUUUUUCAAAGAUGAAAGUGACCUUAUCAGCUUUGGAUACUUACGAGAGUUCUUUCACUCCUUUGGUGGUCAUAGAACUUGCUCAGGAUGUCAAAGAAGAAACCAAAGAAUGGCUGAAAAACAGAAUUAUUGCUAAAAAAAAAGAUGGCGGUGCCCAGUUGUUGUUUAGACCAUUGUUAAAUAAAUAUGAGAAAGAGACACUAGAAAAUCAGAACUUAUAUCUUGUUGGUGCCUCCAAGAUUAGACUGUUACUGGGAGCAGAAGCAGUGGGAUUGGUAAAAGAGUGCAAUGAUAACACCAUGAGAGCCUUCACAUACGGGACGCGACAGAACUUCAAAGGUUUUGAUGAUAACAAUGAUGAUUUCCUCACAAUGGCAGAAUGUCAAUUCAUUAUCAAACAUGAACUUGAAAAUCUUAGAGCUAAAGAUGAAAAAAUGAUCCCUGGUUACCCCCAAGCAAAGUUAUAUCCAGGAAAAUCAUUAUUGAGAAGAUUGCUCACGUCUGGCAUCGUGAUUCAGGUGUUUCCACUGCAUGACAAUGAAGCCCUGAAGAAGCUUGAGGACACCUGGUACACUCGGCUUACUUUAAAGUAUCAGCCUAUAGACAAUAUUCGUGGCUACUUCGGGGAAACCAUUGCUCUUUACUUUGGAUUUUUGGAAUAUUUCACUUUUGCCUUAAUCCCCAUGGCUGUCAUUGGGUUACCUUACUACUUGUUUGUGUGGGAAGAUUAUGACAAGUAUGUGAUCUUCGCCUCAUUCAACCUGAUCUGGUCCACGGUGAUCCUGGAAGUGUGGAAGCGUGGCUGUGCCAACAUGACCUACCGCUGGGGGACGCUGGUCAUGAAGAGACAGUUUGAGGAGCCACGGCCGGGAUUUCAUGGCGUCCUGGGUGUCAAUUCCAUCACUGGCAGGGAGGAACCUCUCUACCCCAGCUACAAGAGACAGUUGCGCAUUUACCUGGUCUCUCUGCCGUUUGUGUGCCUCUGUCUCUAUUUCUCUCUUUAUGUCAUGAUGAUUUACUUCGACAUGGAGAUCUGGGCCUUGGGUCUACAUGAGAAUAGCGGGUCUGAGUGGACCAGUAUCUUGUUGUAUGUGCCCAGCAUCAUCUAUGCCAUUGUGAUUGAGAUCAUGAACCGCCUCUAUCGAUAUGCUGCUGAGUUUUUAACUUCAUGGGAGAAUCACAGGUUGGAAUCUGCCUAUCAGAAUCACCUAAUUCUGAAAGUUUUAGUGUUCAACUUUCUAAAUUGCUUCGCCUCACUUUUCUACAUUGCCUUUGUCCUGAAGGAUAUGAAGCUUUUGCGCCAGAGCCUGGCCACUCUCCUGAUUACCUCCCAGAUCCUUAACCAAAUUGUGGAAUCUCUUCUUCCUUAUUGGCUCCAAAAGAAGCAUGGUGUGCAGGUGAAGAGGAAGGUGCAGGCUUUAAAGGCAGACAUUGAUGCUACGUUAUAUGAACAAGUCAUCCUGGAAAAAGAAAUGGGAACUUACAUGGGUACCUUCGAUGAUUACUUGGAGUUAUUCCUGCAGUUUGGUUAUGUGAGCCUUUUCUCCUGUGUUUAUCCAUUAGCAGCUGCCUUUGCUGUGUUAAAUAACUUCACUGAAGUCAAUUCAGAUGCCUUAAAAAUGUGCAGGGUCUUCAAACGUUCGUUCUCAGAACCUUCAGCCAGUAUUGGUGUAUGGCAGUUGGCUUUUGAAACAAUGAGUGUUAUAUCUGUGGUCACAAACUGUGCUCUGAUUGGAAUGUCACCUCAAGUGAAUGCAGUCUUUCCAGAGUCAAAAACAGACCUCAUUUUGAUUGUAGUAGCAGUGGAGCAUGCACUCCUGGCUUUAAAGUUUAUACUCGCAUUUGCUAUACCUGAUAAACCACGGCAUAUCCAGGUGAAACUAGCCAGAUUGGAAUUUGAAUCUUUGGAGGCACUCAAGCAGCAGCAAAUGAAGCUUGCAGCCGAGAACCUGAAGGAAGAAUCGAGGGUAAGCGGGAAGGAGACAGAGACCUGAGUGUGCAGUGCGCCCUGCUGCCCUGUCCACGGAGGCCUGUGUCUGCGCCACACCGGCCGCUUGUGCGUGGGCAGGAAGGGUGCCCAGGGCAGCAUCGUGGCACCUGAACCCAGACCCAGUGCUUGGCCAAAUGAGGUGGUGCCCAGGUGGCAGACGCCCUUCUCACUCGCAGUGUCCCGGCUCAGGGUGGGCAGAAGAGGACGGCCAGGACCCUCGGCAGCUCGUGGCAGUUCCCAGCCCUGCCCCGCCCUGCUCCUUCCAGGUUCCCUCCCAGCCCCACGUGCCGCUCCAGCCACCUGGCUUCGCUCCAGAGCCACUGCCGCGCUUGGGCCUCUCACCACGAAUGAGCCGCCAGCUCUCCAUGUUGCCCUCACAGUGACGGUCACUCCCGACCCCACCAGGGACCCACAGACAGGAUGGGCGUGUGCCCGCUGUGCCCUCCACGGGAGCCGUCUGAAGAAAUGCUCCUGCUGAGCCUCGGCUGCAAGCGGAGCGGUGCAGAGGCAGCGUUGCCCACACCCGGACCUCUUUCCUUUUUCUCUGUCGCAGUGUGUUCGCAGACCCCUUGUCAACAGAAACAAUGGUCACUGAGCUAUUA